Phanerochaete carnosa HHB-10118-sp is the source of this 948-nucleotide messenger RNA. RefSeq lists its product as uncharacterized. The transcript has a single exon. The record is from RefSeq and is a predicted model, not a curated record. Bases 516 to 752 code for a protein of 78 amino acids. Lineage: Eukaryota; Fungi; Basidiomycota; Agaricomycetes; Polyporales; Phanerochaetaceae.
CCGCCUGAUGAUGAACGACACCGUCCCUUGACCAGUCGCGCCUGUAUCCUCGAUCCCAGAGUUAGGCGCGGAGGACCCAACGUCGUUCAGCUGGUUCGCACGGUCCCGCUUGUACGCGUGCUUUUCUGACACUACAUGCUAGGUAUCUCACUACCCACCGCUCGUGUCUGUCUCGCUCACCAAUCUCGGUGUCGGCAAGCUCAAAGACACUUGCGCGAACAUCAAAGUUACGAUAUGCUUCGUUGUCAACAUGAUUAGCGAGCCUUCCGUCGGCGAACGCCACUUGUAUCGCAAAUCUGCCUGUCCGAGGUUAGGGAGUGGGAGCUGAGUAGGCUAAUAAGGCACAGGGUGUAAGCAUAUAUUAUCAGAACCCGGUAGACUCGUUUUACCAGCCACUUGCAGAGCUGCCGUGAGGCCGCGGGCGAUCACGUACGCUUCCAUCCCUUUCAGAAGCGGUGGGGACGAGCCUAAGAACCCGGCUGCCAUGUCUUACAAAGGUCCUCAGUCAAGGCGCCAUGUGUUGGGGGGAGGCGAUGGAUAUUACUCAUUCCGCCACUGGUGAAAGACCAACACUUGGUCUCGUCAAGAAGAUCCACGUCCAGAACGAAGUCCUUCCCGAUCACUAUUCCGAGUACCACUCCGGCGAGGUCGUGAAGGUUAUCCAGUGUAGGCCUGCUGCGCACAUGGGGGAUGUCACCUGCAUGAGCUACGGGCCACUGUACAGAGUUCCGAGACUUGUGUGGGCUUCAUAGAGGGAGAAGAAGAUUGAGGGCGCGUUAUGUGAGCUAGAGAUAAGCAGGAUUGCGUAGUUGUCAUGUUCAGAGCUACCGCUUCCGCCGCGACAGGGCGCCAUGAAGGAUACCUACGAAGUUGCUUACGGUAACCUUAUCACAAACCUGCCUAUUGUCCCAGGAUCUGAUUGGUCCUUGCGAGAGGUUAUUACGUAAG